UUUUAUUCUCCAUAUGCAUAAUAUUUAUAAAACCCCUAUUUCAGCUGCUGACUCUUGAGACCUACAUUCUUCUUAUUGAAAAAGCCUGGAAAAAAGCAAAGCCAGAGGGAGCAGCAGAAGAGGAAAAGCUGCUAUUAUGCAUCUGAGUUGUUGUGUUUCUGCGCUGCAGGGAUCCCUGGCAGGACGUCCCGUGGUGCGUUUGGAUCUCCUCCCGGAGCUGCGACGUCUCCCAGGUCUUUUCAAGCUUUGAGCUCUACAACAUGAUUCGCCUCGGAGUCCACCUCAGCCCCAGCUCCAUUGUUUGGAUUAAGCCACACAAGUUUGACUACAGCGACUUCAGUCAGUGGUUAUCUCUGCUGUUGUAACUCGAGCCAAAAAUACAAUAUGACAUUUUUUAUUUUCCCACCUGUUGACAGAGGUGUAAGUAAACCAUUUGAAAAUAACAGUAAUAACUUCUGCUCUCUCGCUUUCCCACCCGCAGCCUUCAGCCCUCCGUCUGUCUCCGUCUCUUUGACCAACGACAGCCUGUCUGUGAAGGUGCAGUUCCCCUGCGCUACCAGCAGGAGGUGCUCCCGUGACGUGUGCUGUCCCAUCUCCACGCUGAUAGACCCCUGGACCACCGUCACCGUGUUCAAUGAGCUCAACCGCUCUGACAACCAGAGCCGCACGGUUUGGACUCAGGAAGUGGUUUCCGUCGUUGAGUUCUCGGGUUUGUCUCCGGGUCAGAACUACUGUGUCGAGGCCAACUUCUCCUUCCCGACCUUCUCCAUGGCUGCUUCCCCCAAAUCCGCUCCAGGGUGUGUGGAAACUGGCUCCAGAUCAGGGACGCUGCCAAUGCUAUGUCUUGGAACUGGUCUGUCCUUUGUGUUCCUUCUGUUGUUUCUCAUGGUGUUUCUGCGGAAACCCAGACGGGACCGACCGGCCCCCGACAAUCCACCUAAGGCUCUGGCAACUUCUCAGGACGCAGAGUCUUUGGCUACGCCCGUCUGUGUCCCUGUCGAACCUUGUGACCCUUGUGACAUUCACCUGGAGCUAAUAGAUGACCACGGCUCAGUCGACUGGAGCGUAGAAAACAAAAGCUCAAGCCAACUUGUGCAUCAUGAUCCCUGCAGAGGUGUGGCAUGUUGUCACAAUGGAGGACAGAGGCAGAAAAAAGGCUUUGACUCUGGCUUAAGGAAUCCCACUUUGUCCCACUUCUGUGUGGAGACGUCAGAUGAAAACUGAAACGCUGAGACUUUUAAAAACGGUUUUCCUCGCAUUGUUUCAUUAGGCUCGUUUCACCCUGGAUUAGGAACACCUCGUGAUCUCCCGGUCUCCCUACUUUGCCAGAAAUGUUUUCCACAGCUGCUUUUUCUGUGGAAAUUUCCUAUAAAAAAACGAGGUUCAGGAGAAAACACAACCAGGAUUUACCUGAGUCAAGUUGCCCCCCGACCCUCUUACCGUCUUCAAAUCCAACAAAACUGGUGUCAAACAUUUGAGCAGUAAAAACUUUGCUUGUGCCGCUAUCAUUUUAAAGAUAUCAAUAAAAAAAGUUUCCAGAGGUCGUCAUCGACAUCUUCAAAAGCAAAAGCAGCACAAAUGAAAAUGUUUGCUGCACAAACGUAGCUGAGUUGUUUGAUUUUGUAAUUGUAAGCAUGGAGCGGAGGUUGACCUAUUAUGACCUCUGAUGACUUCUGGAAACUUUUUAAAUUAAUAUCUGUAGAACGAUAGCGGCACAAAUGAACCAAACCCAGCACAAACGUAGCACAAACAUUUGACACCCAUUUCGUUAGAUUUGGGUGACGUGGGUCGGACGGUUGACCUGUUGACCUUGAAGCUCUCACUAAUUUCUUCAAAGCAGAAGCAGCACAAACAAAACAUUUCGCUGCACAAAGGCAGUUGAGUUGAUUGACACCAAUUUUGUCUGACUUGAAGAAAGUUAGGGGGAUGGUUGACCUCUUGUGACUUCAGGGAACAUUUAUUAAUAUCUUUAAAAUGACAGCAGCACAAACGACAAUUUUUGCUGCGCAAACCUUUGACCAAAAUUUUGUCAGAUUUGAAGAAGGUGGGAAAGCAACUUCACUCAGGUUCAGGAUUUUAAUCAGAAAGAUAAGAGGAUGCAGAUGAGGGAGGUUUUGGUACAAAGUGCCUUCCUGAGUAAAUCUCUUUUUUCAAGAAGAAGAAGAAGAAGAAACUCUUCACUUUGGUGAACCAGCCAAUGCACAAUUUGGAGGUGUGUUCGCUUCUCCACAUCUCAUAGCCCUAUUCUUCCAGUAAUGUGGAACUGGAAAAUGCAAAAUGAAGACUUUCUUGGUGACUUGUAGGUUUUCAGAAUAGAAAAUGACCCAUACUACUAAUACUGCCAAAUCAGUUGCAAAGUGGCCUAAGGACAACAAAGUCAAUGUCUGGGAGAGCAUAAGCCUUCAACCAUUUGGUUGACUUUAAUGCUGUGGCCCGGUUCUGGUCCAGAAAGUACGACUGUAAAUUCACUACUUGAUGUGUUUCAAUGACAAGACUCUAGGUUCACUUUACUGUCGAAGUCGCAUGACUAUUUAAAACACAACUCCAUGAACAGAAACGGUUUUAAUUGAGACGGUCAACAAUGACUCGUUUCACAUACAUAAACCAGAUGAGCGUUGCACUGAUUUUAUUUUAGUUCAGACUUAAGAUUUGUUUGCUUGUUUCCAAUAUUUAAAGCACCUAAAUCCAUGUUUUUUUGUUAAAUGUUGCCUAUGACCAAACAGAUGUUUGCUACGUUGGCAGAAAUUACUGGUGAACGUUAUACUUUCUAUCAAAACGGAGUUCCGAAAGAACAUUAUAACACGAAGAAUGAUCUAAACCAGAGAGAAUAAUCAAGCGCUAAUCCAGAGCUAUUUUAAAACAGGUGUGAGAAGCAGAUUAAUUUUUAAAGAGAUGUACAAAUAAUAAGUUCAAACACAGGAGGAAAGUCAAAAGAAAAUGCACUCUUGGAUGUUGCUGUUUGAUGUAAUUCCUCCAUUCGUGGAGAAAUCUCUAAAUGCCUCUGAAACAGACUGGUGAUUUAUUCUCAGCCGUUCUUGAAUUUUGUUUUUCUUUUCUUCUUUUUUUUUUUUUUUGACCGGGUGUUUCAGGUGAUGAUGUGUUCCAGUUUGAGAUCUUUUGCUCUAUUUUGUGUUUUUAGUUUCUAUUAAAGUUUACUGAUGAGAUACGUCUGGCAAAAUUUUUUUCAUGUUAAUUUUAAUAUUUAUUUACCCAUAACAUAUCAAACACGGUCAUCAAUCAGAGCUGCGUCGGUAUAUUUAUCUGUUUCUUGUGAUUUUGCGGUGGCGCAAUAGGGGAACUUAGCUGCUGGGGCAAAAAUAAUUUCUCCGUGUGUGUACAUAAUCACAGCUCAGUGAAGAAUCUAAAUCUGGUUGUGGUUUUUCUCUGAGCUGAGACCCAGUUAAAGUCCAAAAGCACGAUCGUCUCAAAACAAGAAGCACGAACAUGUUGAAAACACCCCCCACUACAUUUAGCAGCCGGGGAGACAACAACGCAGACUUUUCCCCAUCAUUUAUUGUUUUAAAAAAAGACACGUCUGACUCACUGUUGCCCCCCCUGCGUGAAAACAAAGAGCGUCUUGUCAUCUCCGUGUUGCAUUCUUUCCAGAACAUUGAGGCUCUUUGUGGGUUUGGCCAUCCAGAACUGUUUGAACACCCGGACCUGGGAGGCCGCCGCGGACAGAGCCAGUGGGAUCGGGUUUUAUUAAUCCGCUCGGCGGGAAGGACUGGAUGAUCGCACGUUGAGCUGGCUCGUUUCACCAACACCUGAUCACACAACAGCCGAGAUCCGGGACGCGUUCAACGGGCAAGAAGCGGGGAUGUACGUAUGCGAUUUGGAAUAAAGUCGCCCGACUUGAACGGAAGUUGAUUCGUUGUGCUUUUAAUUAGCGUUAGCAUGGCGGCAUUUUUGGUAGUUUCAGUUAAGAAUAGUUUGUAUUUGUUUUGAAACGGGGAUCAUAUUAUAUAACAUAUAAAACCGUGGUUACAAACUGACUAUUUUCCUAUCUUGCUCUCUCGAAAAAUCAUUUUCACACAUUAAACUGUACCGCUUCUCGUAGUUACCGUGAUCCUUUCGUCCGAUGCAAACGGAUACACCUGUUAGCUAGUGCUGCUAAUAGCAGUUAGCAUGUUCCGGUGCUUUCCAAACUGGCAACCAGAACAGGGUUGGGGUUCUGUUUAGUCUCAUUAGGAGUUAUGAGCUGCAUUUUCUUUCUGAUGGUUUCUGUUUAUAGCAGAAACAUUUUCUGCAGUUAUUUAGCUUCGCAGGCAUUUUCUAGCUAAAAGUGAAAUGUAUGAGUAGCUUGAAACGCUAGUCAAGUACCACCGCUGAGAGUCGUACAACAAGUUUGAUCAAUUUGGAUCUAACACAAACUGCUGAGAUGUAACUUUUUUUCUUUUUUGAGAAUGGAGGUGUUUUACUUUUUUGUCUAAAAUCCUGAAACAAAUGGUUUUGGAAAAACAGAUUUUGAUCAGAAAAUCACCCAAAAUGAAUCCGUUGUUCCAUCAUGAAGUGUCUAAAAGAUCUCAAAAAGCAACAUAUAACAACCCCAAUUUAAAAAAAGUUCAAGAAGGGAAGAGAAACAAAGUCACAGACUCCUCUCAGUAUGGACACCGAGAGCCAUUUUACGUAUGAACAGAGAAAAUACUGAGUGUAACAAAUGAACAUUGAAGACUUAGCAAGGUCACAAAUGAACUUUGGUGUUCAUGAUUCAAAAGGG
This is a messenger RNA of Xiphophorus hellerii (green swordtail), 4717 nucleotides long. RefSeq lists its product as uncharacterized. Gene Ontology annotation, biological process: cytokine-mediated signaling pathway. The transcript is spliced from 4 exons. Gene Ontology annotation, cellular component: plasma membrane. Gene Ontology annotation, molecular function: cytokine receptor activity; protein binding. Lineage: Eukaryota; Metazoa; Chordata; Actinopteri; Cyprinodontiformes; Poeciliidae. The record is from RefSeq and is a predicted model, not a curated record. The coding region runs from base 385 to 1224 and encodes 279 amino acids.